Amblyraja radiata (thorny skate) is the source of this 1873-nucleotide messenger RNA. RefSeq names its product prostaglandin I2 (prostacyclin) synthase (gene ptgis). NCBI's taxonomy places the organism in Eukaryota, Metazoa, Chordata, Chondrichthyes, Rajiformes, Rajidae. Gene Ontology annotation, biological process: prostaglandin biosynthetic process. Bases 217 to 1710 code for a protein of 497 amino acids. The transcript is spliced from 10 exons. The record is from RefSeq and is a predicted model, not a curated record. Gene Ontology annotation, molecular function: monooxygenase activity; iron ion binding; prostaglandin-I synthase activity.
AUAGGUUCCAGCAUUUAUUUAGAAAUGCACGAUUCCAAAUAUAAAACGUCUGUUUUGUGAGCUCUACUUCCACUGCAGGAAAGUCACAGGACAAGUCGGACCUGUUGCGAUCAGAUUCUAGAAUUAAAGCACCGGGGCGCAAAGACAAACUUCUACAUCAACGCACACACAGUAGCCACAGCAAGAAAGCAGCAAAGAACCAAAUCCACAUCAAAAAUGCAGUGGUUUCUUCUGCUCUCCAUUGCAGCUUUUCUACUGAUUAUUCUCUAUCUUAUCCGCAGAAGAAGCAGGUUACCUAAUGAACCACCUCUGGAUAAAGGCCUGAUCCCUUGGCUGGGACAUGCCCUGGAAUUUGGACGGGAUUGUGCCAAGUUUUUAUUGAAAAUGAAGACCAAACACGGAGACAUUUUCACAGUCCAAGUGGCCGGGCGAUUUGUAACGUUCCUGUUUGAUCCUCAUUCAAUCGACACAGUUGUAUCGGAAUCCAGUGCAAAGCUGGACUUCAGAAAGUACUCAUUGGCUUUAAUGGAUCGAAUCUUCAAUCUUCAGCUUCCUGACUAUGAUCACACUGAAGAAAGAGCUAUGAUGAGAAUGCAUCUCCAAGGAAGGGAUCUAUCCUCACUCACACAGGCAAUGUUCUCCAAUCUUAAAUCCUUGUUGGUGGCGGAUGAAAAUGGCACAACAAACAGCUGGAAGCAGGAAGGGCUGUUCAACUUCUGCUGUGGCACAAUGUUCAGGUCAGGAUAUCUUACACUGUAUGGAAAUGCAGCUGUACCAAAUCAGGGGCAAACAUCCAAGAUUAAAGAUAAAAUUAAUUCAUCUGAAGUCUACAAUGUGUACAAACGACUGGAGCAGGUCUUGAUGAAACUAGCCCGCUCCUCAUUAUCAGCAGAUGAGAAGAAGGAGGCUGCCUUGGUAAAAGAGCAUCUUUGGCAAUUGAUGUCUGUGGAGAAUCUAAGUUCAAGAUCGAACAGAAGCAGCUGGAUUCAAACAUACUGCAACCACCUGCAACAGAUCGGCCUUGACAAGGACAUGCAGGCCCGUGCAAUGGUUCUCCAACUCUGGGCCACACAGGGUAAUAUCGGGCCCGCAGCAUUUUGGCUACUUAUAUUUCUCCUGAAACACCCAGAGGCAAGACACGCUGUUCAGGAGGAACUAAAGAAUAUCAGUUUCAACCAGACAAUGUCCUCUGUUAGUCAAGAUCUUCUCAACAGUACACCUGUCCUCGAUAGUGUUAUAAAUGAGACCCUGAGACUGACUGCAGCGCCAUUCAUCACUAGAGAAGUUCUUCAGAAUAUGACUCUGCGACUUACAGAUGGCAGAAGCUAUUCCUUGCGAAAGGGAGACAGAUUGUGCCUCUUUCCUUAUUUAAGUCCCCAGAUGGACCCGGAAAUCUAUGAAGAGCAUGAGACAUUUAAGUACGACCGGUUUUUGCACAAAGAUGGGACGAAGAAGACAAAUUUCUUCAAGUGUGGAAGACAGUUGAAGCAUUACACAUUGCCGUGGGGAGCAGGGACUAAUGUCUGUAUUGGACAAUCCCUUGCAAUCAACAGCCUAAAAAUGUUUGUCUUUCUCAUGUUAAGCUGCUUUGAUUUUGAACUUUCUGAUUCAAAGAUACCAGUCCCAGCCUUCGACACAUCCAGAUAUGGAUUUGGGUUGGUGCAGCCUAUAAACGACGUCACGUUUCGUUAUAAGUCCAAGACUGAAUAAUCCAAGGCAUCACAUUCCAGAAUUCUCCAGCUUGCCGGGGAAUGUUGGCAAUGCUUCCUGCGUGGCUAGAACUGUGCAAUAUUUACGUGUAAGAAGUGAACUGCAGAUGCUGGUUUGAACCGAAGAUAGGCACAAAAAGAUGGAGUAACUCAGCGGGACAGGC